Messenger RNA from Alligator sinensis (Chinese alligator), 1323 nucleotides. It is a transcript of the gene VAMP4, whose product is annotated as vesicle associated membrane protein 4. Gene Ontology annotation, biological process: Golgi ribbon formation; vesicle-mediated transport. Lineage: Eukaryota; Metazoa; Chordata; Crocodylia; Alligatoridae. The record is from RefSeq and is a predicted model, not a curated record. Gene Ontology annotation, cellular component: membrane. The transcript is spliced from 8 exons. The coding region runs from base 269 to 694 and encodes 141 amino acids.
AGUGUGGGCCAGGCCAUGGACAUCAACCAGCCCUUGCUCCCGCAACCCCCUCUUCACACCUUAGUGACACUUCCUGCUCCUCCUCUCUCUUUUCCUCCGAUUUUAGUUUCCCUUUGCUAUACCCUUUGCUUCUAUUCCCCCGACCCCAGUAUUGUCACACAGCAGCUCAGCCGUGGGGCUGCACCAGAGAUGCCCAAAGACACUGCAGCAUAUUUCUCCCCACACCUUCUGUACUGGACCAUCAAGGGCAUCUUUUUGAGUGGAAAACAUGCCUCCAAAAUUCAAGCGCCACCUCAAUGAUGACGACGUCACUGGUUCAGUGAAAAGUGAAAGGAGAAACCUUUUAGAAGAAGAUUCUGAUGAAGAGGAGGACUUCUUCUUGAGAGGACCUUCUGGACCAAAAUUUGGACCUAGGAAUGACAAAAUCAGGCAUGUACAGAACCAGGUGGAUGAAGUCAUUGAUGUCAUGCAAGAGAACAUCACGAAGGUGAUUGAAAGGGGCGAGAGACUGGAUGACCUUCAGGAUAAAUCAGAAAGUUUAUCGGACAAUGCAACAGCUUUCAGCAACAGAGCAAAGCAGCUUCGAAGGCAGAUGUGGUGGCGAGGUUGCAAGAUGAAGGCCAUCAUUGGUCUGGCUGCUGUUGUCCUUUUGCUAGUCAUAAUCAUACCCAUAGUCCUGAAAUACCACAAUUGACUUGGUGGCUGGAGAUCUCAAUGGAAGCAGCUUUGGGAUGAUAAAAACAAACUGCUGUGUAAUUUAAAUGAAACAUAUGUAUAUAGCUUUGAAGUGUUCUUUUUCAAGAAGGGAAAAGAGGCAAGUAGCCAGUUUUGACAAGGGCAUUUUGAGAACUGCCAAAUGACCUUUUUUGGGUCUAAUACAUGCUACUGUUGAUUUUUAUAACCUAAAGUUUAAAAACCCCAAACACUUUUUGCUGUAUUCCAGGAUUCCCAGUGUGAAACUAGCUACUUGCCAAUGCAUUUUAUUUGUAUAUAUAGCUAAGGAAUAAUGAUGUUAUUUAUAAUUUAAGCAGUUUCCUACUGCCAGUUGCUGAAAGUAGGGAGCUCAGUUGUUUCAUCAAAGUGAAGGAGGGGGAACGUAUGUAAAGAGAACUACAUUAGAGGCAGUCUAACCAUUCUGUAAAUAAUUGCAAGGAUGCUACUUUCUCAUGUUUAAAAAAUUAGGUUUUGCAAACAAAGAAAUGUUCUGUACUGUCAUGGAGAUGCACAAGCUCAGUGUUUUCAGUAUUGCUGCUUACAGCUGCAACUAAAGACAUUCCAGUAAACCUAUUUUUGACUGUAAGAGGACUCCUGGAACAUUUUUGU